Messenger RNA from Pogona vitticeps (central bearded dragon), 4067 nucleotides. The record is from RefSeq and is a predicted model, not a curated record. NCBI's taxonomy places the organism in Eukaryota, Metazoa, Chordata, Lepidosauria, Squamata, Agamidae.
UAUAUUCAUCUGUUACACUUUCGCUGUUCCCCCAAAGCCAGGCCAAUAUAUGGCUCUUUGAGGAUACAAUUUUAAUUACUGGGAAACUAUCUGAUGCCAAAUCUCAACCAAGUGUUCAGUUUCCAAAAUACUUAAUUAAACUUCCUAUCACCCACCAUAUCACAAAUGUAACAGCCUAUCUGACUGUACCACAGCAGUUUUUGAAGGUGGAACAUUUCCUUUACACAAUGGGAAUUCUUUUAAAUAAAUCAGGUUUCAAAAGUAUUGAAUUAACCCCUCUUGCUGCAAUAUGUGUGAACCUGCUUUCGGCUGGGAAAGAACUGGAAGUGGAGGGGCCCAUUCAUAUAACAUUACCUAUUUUGCCUACGAGUGCUGUAGAAGCUGGAGACGCCAUUCCAGCAUGGACCUUUGAUAUGAAAAAUGGUGCUUGGGUAAAUCGUGGGCUGGGGAUGGUGAAAGAUGCUGGUGACCAUCUAGUGUGGACAUACACAGCUCCAAGCCUGGGCUACUGGAUAGCUGCUCCUCUGCCUGGCUCCAGAGACUCCAUCAUUGCAGUGGUUACUCAGGAUAUAACUGCAUAUCACACAGUGUUCCUCACAGCCAUAUUGGGAGGCACCAUCAUCAUCAUCAUUGGGUUCUUUGCAGUUCUCCUUUGCUACUGCAGGGAUAAGUGUGGUCAGUCAAAAAAGAAGAGGAGAACUGCAACUAAACCAGACACCUUAAGAAAGGACCAGACAACAUCAACAACUCACAUCAACCACCUAGGCAUUGCCAAGGUGUCGCUGAAGCCAGAGGACAAAUCUCAGUUGUAUUCACCGGGAUUAGCGUCUUACAGCCCUCAGAGGGGGACUUCAGCAGAAGGAGAGGAGAGGAAAGCUCGUGACAGCCUUAAAAUCUAUACUGAAGGGUCUUCCUAUCCUUCCUCCAUCAAGAAUAAUCACUGUGGGAAGCCGCCCCAGUCUCUAGAACCUCACAUUGAGGGGAGGCCUUUACAGCCAGCCCAACACAUCAGUAGAAGUGUCCCCCCAUCUAGAGACUCACAGGAACAGAACAACUAUCUCCCAAUGAACGAAGAAAUGUACGAGCUCUCUCCCAUGCCAGAACAAUUGAUACACCUGUAUGGCCAGCCUAUUGCCAUCCUUCAGACAGCAGACCUUUUCCAUUCCCAGGAGCAACUGCAUGCUGCCAAGUCUGCUACUUUGCCAAGAAAAGGGCAGUUAGUUUAUAGCCCGAUGAUGGAGCCCAUGAGUCGAGAGAGUUACACCCAAACACUGCCCAAAAUGCCAGGUCACUCUCACCUGCAGGUGCCAACCUCCAGAGAGGAAUCAACGGCUUUAGACAGGCAGCAGGGCCUGUCUCCUCAAGGUGCCAACUGGGGACGUUACACCAAUAGCUUACUAGAAUCUGUUUCUGUCCCAGGGACACUAAACGAAGCGGUGGUAAUGACGCCGUUUUCCUCUGAACUUCAAGGCAUCUCGGAGCAAACCUUGCUGGAGCUUUCCAAAGGGAAACAGUCUCCCCACCCAAGAGCAUGGUUUGUGUCCCUGGAUGGCAAGCCGAUCGCUCAAGUGAGGCAUUCUUUCAUUGAUCUCAAGAAGGGCAGGAAGACGGAGAGCAAUGACACAAGUUUGGAUUCGGGUGUGGACAUGAACGAGCAUAACCCUGGUCGGAAGCUGGAGAGGGAGAAGACCUUCAUUAAAAGUGUGCAGCAUUCCAAGGUCCUUUACUUGGAGGACUUGGAUCUGAGCAGCAGUGAAAGUGGGACCACCGUUUGCUCCCCAGAGGAUCCGACUGUGAAGCAUGCGCCAGAGGGAGGGAACGAUCCAGUCGUUGGACAGCCCGCAGAAGAGGCGCCUCAGAGGAGAACCACAACGGAAGACCAGAAGACCAGUCCUCCUCCACCAAAGAAAUGGGGAAGACCCCCUUUGACAAAGAGGGAGAGCAAAAACAACAUCUGGAAGAAGAGAGAAGAGAGGCCACUCAUUCCAAUAAAUUAAAAAUACAGCGGUCUCUGAUGGGAGUGAUGUCCGGUCUACCUUUCCCCCACUUCUCGUUUGUAAACUUGCAGUGUUCACUUUAAUAGGGGACAACCAGAAUCAGGUGAAGUAACAGAACACAUGACACUACAAAAAGAUUGGAAUUACAGGCUGUGUUCCUUGCUCUCAAUAUGAGCUGUAUGAACAGAGUGUUAGGUUGUUAAAAAGAGGAAAUAUUCUGGGAUGCUUCUGGCUGGGUGAGGGGGACCAUGUGUAUCACUUAGGAAGAGCUAAAAUGUACCCUUAUUUGCUUGGUCCAGAAUUUGACCUUUGGGAAGGAAGGAGCAUGAGCAAUGCAAUGUUGCGUUGCAGUGGGAAAGGAGUACAUGGUGGAUAAUGUAGUUUUUAAAAGAUGUUUUUGUCUUUACAAUCCAUGUCUAAUAGUGGACAUCUUACCAUAUGUUGUUUGGUGAAGAUGACAUGCUCACUAGCAAGAUGGAGAAUACAAGUUCUCACCUUAAAGGAAUGCUCUUCUUUGAGAUCUUUUGUAAUAUUCCACCAUAUUGUUCUCUGUGAAAUCUUUAGGGGAAGCAGAAAAUCACAUGCUUGUUGUGCAGGUGGUAUGUCAGGCAUAUAGGUGUCUCUUCAUCGGCUGUUUCAGUAGGCAUUGAGCCAAAUUGUGCUCCUUUUUAGAACAACUAGAUUUAUAUUAAAUACAGCUAGGGCACCUCUUGGCCUUCAGUGUCCACGGUAGAUAUUAUUGUAAAUGUUCCCAAAGGUUUGGCUUUGGAGAAAAUAUUUCCUCUGGAAACAAUGCCCUGUUACUAUUUCAUAGCCUUAAAACGAAAGUAUUGUUCUUAAGCAGUUGAAUUAUGUGCCUCUUUUUUGUUAGCUUUGGCACCUGUCUGAAAAGUCAUCUGUUGUGUAUGAAAAGUUCCACUGGAAAUCUCUUGGGCAUAACUGUGAGUUGAAUAAAAAUAACUACACCCCAAAAGUCAGUUUUGGCAUGAACAAGCUAGUCAAUAGGUCAGUCUCUUAAUGUGAGAGUAACCCUGUCAGAAGGGUGUAAUGAGGGGAAAGGGGUCAGCAGUACAUAUAAUAAAAUGGAUCAGAAUGCAGAAGACCUCCAUUUUAGGCAACAGGCCACUCCAGCUUAGGCAAGGUAAGAUCCCUGCCUAACACACACCAUGAAGAGUCACUGCCUGUCAGGGUAGACCAGCCCUUCCCAACUUGGUUUUGGACCACAACUUUCAUCAUCCCCAGCCACCAUGGCCAAUGGUCAGGGUACCAAGCCUGAUGGGAUUGAUGGUGUGACUUCAUAUAAGUCAUGAUCAUGGCUCUCUGUGGUAAGAUUUCUUUGUAAUACAGAAUUGGUCUUGUGAGGAAUCUGUAUUCUGUUCUUUAGUCUUAAUCUGUCUCUGUGAGAGAAUAUGAGAUCUCCUAAUCUGAAACAGUUAUCUGGAUGUCAGUCCACCCGAUUGCAGGGGGAUGUGCUUCCAAGCGAGAGUGCCCAGGUUGAGAGCCUGAGGGGGCAAACAAACUCACCUGAAAUCAUGGAUCACAGUAUGCCCCUCCCACACACACACAUACAGUGAGUCUGGGUUCUCUCUUUGCAUUACAUGUAACUAUGUAUUUACCGGUGUGUCAGCAGUGUGGAUGCUGAUCUGUAUGACUCUUCACCUCCUGUGCUUUUGAUUGGCUUUUUAAAUGAAAACAGGUAUUGAUUGGAAGUUGGAACCUGUGGUUCUCCAGAUGUUGAUGAACUGCAGCACCCAUCAUGCCUCACUGUUAGCUGGGCUAAUUGGGCCUGAUGGGGAUUUAGUGUUCAGUUUGGAGAGCCAUAGGUUCCCAAGCCCUGACAUAGAACAUUUUUCUCCCUCCCCACCCCAAUCUUUUUUAAAAGUUGUAAAACUCCUGUGGAAAGCCAGAGGUGGAGUUGGCAUAUCCUUUCUGGGAUGAAAGAAUUAGCAUGUCUGUAUGACUGGGUUCUGCUGGGAAGAGGGUGAAGCCAGAACACAAUACAGUGGGGUCUUGACUUGAGAACUUAAUCCAUAUUGGAAGGCGGUUCUCAAGUCAAAAAGUUCUCAGGUC